This is a messenger RNA of Sugiyamaella lignohabitans, 876 nucleotides long. RefSeq lists its product as uncharacterized. The record is from RefSeq and is a predicted model, not a curated record. The transcript has a single exon. NCBI's taxonomy places the organism in Eukaryota, Fungi, Ascomycota, Dipodascomycetes, Dipodascales, Trichomonascaceae. Bases 1 to 876 code for a protein of 291 amino acids.
AUGGGCUUCAGCCCGAAUAGAAUUGAGGCCGCCCUCAAGAACGCCGCUUCAGACAGUUUGGAGGACUGUAUCCAAUGGUUAGAAGAAAACGAGGCUAAAUUCGAAGCCUCGGAGAAGUUCCACCAACAGCUGAAUGCCGAUACGAGCACAGCUGCUAGUGGGGAUCACAGCGGCGAGCCAGCUGAGUCGUCAGCCGACGGAGCAGCAGCGUCUGAAACUGAACCGCCAAAACCAUUGACUGAAGAAGAGAAAGCUGCUAAAUUAGAGUUGUUACGGCAAAAAGCGGCAAUUCGUAAGGCCGAGCAGGCGAAGAAAGAUUUGGAAGAACAGAAGAAGAAUGAGGUGAUCCGUCGCAAACACGAUCAAGAGUCGAUUCGAGUUAAAGAAGAGUUAAAGAAGAAAGAGGCCAUGCAAGCAGCAGCUCGUCGUCGGCAAGAAGCCAAAGAAGAUGCCCUCGCCAAGAAGAGGAUCAAAGAUCUAAUUGAAGCUGAUAAAAGAGAGCGAUUAGAGAAGAAGCAGCAGCUCAGCAGCAAUCCACCACCAUCAUUAUCUUCUUCUUCUUCUUCUCCUUCCAAUGCCCCCACCAGUAGCAGUACAACAUCUCAACCGAAACCCAAACCAGUCUACACCGAGUCCAAACUGCGAUUCCGCAUCCAAGGAAUCGCAUCGGCGCAACCCAAUCUCAUGAAAACGUUCCCCAUCGACGCCACACUCGGUUCAGUCGCCGAGACCCUCGCAACGGAGCUGGCCAUCCCCGCCAACUCCAUCGUGCUCACCACCACCUUCCCGACGAGAACACUCACAUCGGCCGAUUUCUCACUCACCCUCAAACAGGCCGACCUCGUCAACGCCAGUGUCAUCCUCAAACAAGCAUAA